AUGAACGCGGACAAUCGACGGGGAGAGAUGGCGGACGUGAAGAUGCAGCUGGGUCAACUCGCGGGAAGCAGGGCGCCAGGAGCGGCGGAGAUGCGGCGAGAGCUCUUUAAGAAGGUCAUAUCGCACAUGACCAUCGGGAUUGACGUCUCGUCUGUUUUCAGCGAGAUGGUGAUGUGCAGUGCAGCGUCGGACCUGGUGGUGAAGAAGAUGUGUUACCUCUACGUUGCCACCUACGCCGCCACCAAGCCCGAGCUCGCCCUCCUCACCAUCAACUUCCUGCAGCGCGACUGCCAGCUCGCCCUCCUCACCAUCAACUUCCUGCAGCGCGACUGCCAGUAUCUGGUGGGGCUGUUGGAGAAAAGGCUGGAGGACGCUCCUUUUCCAAAAGACGACGACCCAAUGAUUCGAGGCCUAGCCCUGCGCAACCUGUGCGCCCUGCGGGACGACGAUCCGAUGAUACGGGGCCUAGCCCUGCGCAACCUGUGCGCCCUGCGAGACGACGACCCAAUGAUUCGAGGCCUAGCCCUGCGCAACCUGUGUGCCCUGCGGGUGCGCGGGCUGGUGGAGUACCUCGUGGGGCCGCUGGAAUGGCGGCUGAGAUGCUCCUCCUUCUCCCCUUUCCCUUUCCCCUGCAAUUCCAACCUGGCCUUUAUCUUGUCGCUUCCUCCCGCUCUUCCCCUCCCGUCUCCCCCCACUUCCUUCCCCUCUCCCCCCACAUCACAGGACGACGAUCCCAUGAUUCGAGGCCUGGCCCUGCGCAACCUGUGCGCCCUGCGGGUGCGCGGGCUGGUGGAGUAUCUCGUGGGGCCGCUGGAGCGAGGGCUGGGGGACGUGAGUGCGUACGUGCGGGCUGUGGCGGGGAUGGGCGUGCUGAAGCUGUACCACCUGGCCCCUGGGGUGGUGGCCAACUGUGUGAGCGCACUACAGGAGAUACUGGCAGGGGAGUCGCUGGCGGAGGAUGGAGAUCCCGAGGCCGUGAGGGACCGUGACAUGCUGCACGGCCGCGCACUCGUCUUCUCCCUCCUCAACCGCAUGAAGGAGAUGAGUGAGUGGGCGCAGUGCACGGUGCUCGAUCUGGCAUCGCGCUACACCCCAUCCCACCCAGACGAGGCCUUUGACCUCAUGAAUCUGCUGGAGGACCGCCUGCAGCACGCCAACAGCGCUGUUGUGCUCGGCACCGCCAAGCUGUUUCUGCACCUCACACUCUCCAUGCCAGACGUGCAUCACCAGGCCUUUGACCUCAUGAAUCUGCUCGAGGACCGCCUGCAGCACGCCAACAGCACUGUUGUCCUCGCCACUGCCAAGCUGUUUCUGCACCUCACGCUCUCCAUGCCAGACGUUCACCACCAGCAUGCAAACAGCACCGUUGUCCUCGCCACUGCUAAGCUCUUCCUGCGCCUCACACUCUCUAUGCCAGUCGUGCGCCUCCAGGUGACACCAGGUGCAGUGACACCAGGUAUACUCACGCAUCAAAACCCCUCUGCUCACGCUAGUGGGCACGUGCAACACAGAGCAGUCCUACGCGGUCCUCUGCCACCUCUCCCUGCUCGUCUCACCCUUCCCAUCCGUCUAUACAAUCACUUUGUUUCCCUGCCGUUUCAGGUGUACGAGCGCAUCAAAACUCCGCUGCUGACGCUAGUGGGCACGUGCAGCACGGAGCAAUCAUACGCGGUCCUCUGCCACCUCUCCCUGCUCGUCUCGCGCUGCCCGUCUGUGUUCGCGGGGGACUACAAGCAUCUGUACUGCAAGGUCCGCGACCCGCCCUAUGUGAAGCGCCUCAAGCUGCACAUGCUGACAGCUAUCGCGAAUGACAGCAACACAUAUGAUAUUGAGUACGCUAUGGAUGUGGAUGUGUCCGUUGCACGGGAGGCCAUACGAGCGGUGGGGCAGAUAGCAUUGCAGAGCUAUGAUGCCCCUCACCCCUCCUUCCUGCUUCUCUUCUCCCACCCCGCUCCUCCUUGCCCAGUGACGGAACUGACAGAGUAUGCAGCGGACGUGGAUGUGUCCAUUACACGCCAUACGAGCGGUGGGGUAGAUAGCACUGCCGAGGCCUUCAGUUGGAGCGGCAUUGAGUAUGCAGCGGACGUGGAUGUAUCGAUCGCACGUGAGGCGAUCAGGGCAGUGGGGCAGAUAGCGCUGCAGAGCUACGAUGUGAACGGCAUUGUGGACCGGCUGCUGCAGUUCCUGGAGAUGGACACUGAUUAUGUCACUGCGGAGACUCUGGUGCUGGUGCGCGAUCUCCUACGCAAGUACCCCCAGUGGGCGCAGGACUGCAUAGCCGUGGUGGGCUCUGUGAGCUCUCGAUCCGUCACCGACCCGCGGGCCAAGGCGGCGCUGGUGUGGAUGCUGGGCGAGUAUGGCCAGCACAUGUCUGACGCUCCUUACACGCUUGAGGGGUUUGUCAACUCGUGGGAGGAGGAGACAAACGCCGAGGUGCGCCUGGAGCUGCUGACAGCAGUGGCGAAGCUGUUCUUCAAGCGCCCCCCCGAGUGCCAGAAGAUGCUGGGUGCUGUGCUCGCCCACGGGCUCGCUGAGUCGCAGCAGGACGUGCAUGACCGCGCGCUGCUGUACUACCGGUUGCUGCGGGCAGGCGUGGGCGUGGCAGAGCAGGUGAUCAACCCAGAGAAGCAGCCGGUGUCGGUGUUUGUGGACUCGCAGGGCAGUGAGACGCGCGACCGCAUCUUUGAUGAGUUCAACUCCCUCUCCGUUGUUUACCAAAAGCCAGCAUACCUGUUUCUCGACAAGGAUCAGCGCAGCCUGCUCGACGCCGAAUACACCUCCGUGGCCUCCGCUGCCGCCGCUGCUUCUGCUGCUGCGGCUGCUGCCACUGCUCCUGCCGCUGUGGCUGCCCCAUCAGCCCGUGCCUCACAGGGUGAAUCCGCUGCCUCGCUCCUCGACGCCUCUGACAGGGACCACGCUGACUCACCUCUCAUCUCCACCGCUGCUGUCCCAAACGGUCAUGCCGCUGGUGCUGGUGGUGCUGCAGCAACAGCGGCUCCUCUGCUGCCGUUGGAUCUUCUAUCAGACGGGCCCGCACAUCCUGCUGCUGCUCCCGCUCCUGCUGCUCCUCCUGUAGCAGCAUUGGACCCCUUCGCAGAGCUAGCGAGCAUGCAACCUGCUCAGUCAAAUGCUUCCAUGUUGGCGCUGGUGCUGAGUGCCAAGGCGUCCCUGGAUGCACCGUCCUACCAGCGCACGUGGAGCCAGCUGCCUGUCGCGGCCACGCUCGUGAGUGCCUCUCCCUUUCGUGUUGUUGUCCCUUUGUUGCGUGGAUUUUUGCCAACCUGGUCCCACUCGUUUUCUCAUGCCAAUGUGCAGGAGGAGAAGCUGCCUGGAACUUUCAUCACUGCACUGACAGCGCCAGCCCCUCUGUUAAGGCACAUGGCACACAGUAACAUCCAGUGCAUGGCAUCAGGUGGCCAACGCCCUGCCUUCCGAUUCUUCUUCUACGCGCAGAAGGCCGAUGCGGCGCCAGGUGGCAUGUUUCUAGUGGAGCUGCAGGUGAACACAAGUGCUGCCACGGCAAGUGGCAAGGUGAAGGGGGCGGCAGGAGCAGCUGACGAGUUUGCUGCCUUGUUUCGUGACGCCUUGCUGUCAUUUGGCCAGCUCGUUUAG
This is a messenger RNA of Closterium sp. Naga37s-1, 3612 nucleotides long. The record is from the annotation of a GenBank genome assembly. Lineage: Eukaryota; Viridiplantae; Streptophyta; Zygnematophyceae; Desmidiales; Closteriaceae.